CAAAACAGAGCACUGGUUGGGGCAUUUGCGCCUGGUGAGCUUGCAGUUAUCAAAGAGACUUUUGCUGGGGUUACUGGAGAACAUUACAAAUCCCCGAUCAGCUGCCCACCAGCCUGACUCCACAAAUAAGCUUCUAGAAGAGCAAGGCCCCUGCUUUUAGGCUUUCCCUGGUUAGUGGUGGUCUCUUCAGAGCAGUGGGCUGGCCCGUUGUGAAUUAGACGGUUGCCAAACAAACUCCAAACACUCUCCACAUCUGAGCAGCCAGAUACCCAUCUCCACACAGAAUAGGGAGGAAGAAAAAAGUUCUGCAAAGAAGGGAGCACAUGAUUGGGGAUUUUAAGUUGGUGUCAUGGAUGAGUCCGCGCUGUCCCUUGGUACCAUAGAUGUUUCUUACCUGUCAAAUUCUUCAGAAUAUAGUGUCAAUAGAUGCAAACACUCAGGUGAAGAAUGGGGAGAUUGUGGUUUCAGGCCCACUGUCUUCCGAUCAGCAACUUUAAAGUGGAAGGAAAGCUUAAUGAACAGGAAGAGGCCUUUUGUGGGACGAUGUUGCUACGUUUGUACUCCCCAGAGCUGGGACAAGUUUUUCAACCCAAGUAUCCCUUCUUUAGGACUUCGGAAUGUUAUUUAUAUCAAUGAAACUCAUACAAGACAUAGAGGAUGGCUGGCAAGACGUCUUUCAUAUGUCCUUUUUGUUCAAGAGCGGGAUGUUCAUAAGGGCAUGUUUGCCACCAAUGUGACUGAAAAUGUAUUGAACAGUAACAGAGUACAGGAGGCAAUCGAAGAAGUGGCUUCUGAAUUGAAUUCUAGUGAUGAUUCUGCUCAACAGCAAUCAAAAUCUAUCAGCAAAGUGAAAAAGCGAGCUAAGCAGAUUCUCCAAGAAAUGGUUGCUAAUGUCUCACCAGCAAUGAUCAGGCUCACUGGAUGGGUGCUACUAAAACUUUUCAACAGCUUCUUUUGGAGUGUUCAGAUUCACAAAGGUCAACUUGAGAUGGUCAAAGCAGCCACUGAAAUGAAUUUGCCUCUUAUCUUCCUACCAGUUCAUAAAUCCCAUAUUGAUUAUCUGCUACUCACAUUCGUUCUUUUCUGCCAUAACAUCAAAGCACCAUACAUCGCUGCUGGCAAUAACCUGAACAUACCCAUCUUCAGUACACUGAUCCAUAAGCUUGGAGGCUUUUUCAUACGACGAAGGCUAGAUGAGACAACAGAUGGACGAAAAGAUACUCUUUACAGAGCUCUACUUCAUGGACAUAUAGUAGAACUACUGCGACAACAACAGUUUUUGGAGAUCUUUUUGGAAGGAACACGUUCUCGGAGUGGAAAAGCCUCCCAUGCUAGGGCAGGCCUCUUGUCUGUGGUAGUGGAUACUCUUUCUACCAAUACCAUUCCUGACAUCUUGAUAAUCCCUGUUGGAAUCUCCUAUGAGCGGAUUAUUGAAGGUCACUACAAUGGUGAACAACUGGGUAAACCCAAGAAGAAUGAGAGUUUGUGGAGUGUGGCAAGGGGAGUCUGUCGGAUGUUGCGUAAAAACUUUGGUUGUGUCAGAGUGGACUUUGCACAGCCAUUCUCCUUAAAGGAAUACCUGGAGAGUCAAAGUCAGAAACCUAUGCCUGCCCCACUUUCCCUGGAGCAAGCUUUGUUACCAGCUAUACUUCCUUCAAGACCUAAUGAUGAUGCUGCUCAUGAAGGUAGAGAAGCUACAGUUAAUGAAUCCAGAAAUGCAAAUGAUGAGUCAUUCAGGAGGAAGUUAAUAGCAAAUCUUGCUGAGCACAUUAUGUUUACUGCUAAUAAGUCAUGUGCUGUUAUGUCAACACACAUCGUGGCCUGUUUACUACUCUAUAGACACCGGCAGGGAAUUGAUCUUUCUACAUUGGUAGAAGACUUUUUCAUUAUGAAGGAGGAAGUACUGGCUCGGGAUUUUGAUCUGGGGUUCUCAGGAAAUUCAGAAGAUGUUGUCAUGCAUGCAAUACAGCUUCUGGGAAACUGUGUAACCAUUACCAACACCAGCCGAAAUGAUGAAUUCUUCAUUACUCCAAGCACAACUAUUCCUUCUGUUUUUGAACUUAAUUUCUACAGCAAUGGGGUGCUACACGUCUUUUUCAUGGAGGCCAUUAUGGCUUGCAGCCUUUACGCCAUCCUGAAUAAAAGGUGCUCUGGGGGUACUGGGGGUGUAUCACCCAGCAUGAUUAGCCAGGAACAGCUUGUCCGUAAGGCUGCUGGCUUAUGUUAUCUGCUUUCUAAUGAAGGCACCAUAUCACUACCUUGCCAGACAUUUUACCAAAUUUGUCAUGAAGCAGUGGGAAGAUUUAUACAGUAUGGCAUUCUUGUAGUAGCUGAGCAAGAUGAUCAAGAAGAUAUUAGCCCUGGACUCACAGAACAGUCCUGGGACAAGAAACUUCCUGAACCUUUGUCUUGGAGAAGUGAUGAAGAAGACGAGGAUAGUGAUUUUGGUGAAGAGCAGAGAGAUUGCUACCUAAAGGUGAGCCAGUCCAAAGAACACCAGCAAUUCCUCACUUUCUUGCAGAGGUUACUUGGCCCUUUGUUAGAAGCUUACAGCUCAGCUGCCAUCUUCAUUCAUAACUUCAGUGGCCCUGUCUCGGAACCAGAGUAUCUGCAGAAGUUACACAAAUAUUUAAUAACUAGAACAGAAAGGAAUGUUGCUGUAUAUGCUGAGAGUGCUACAUAUUGUCUUGUGAAGAAUGCAGUGAAAAUCUUUAAGGAUAUUGGGGUUUUCAAGGAGACAAAACAAAAGAGAAUAUCAAUUUUGGAACUCAGCAACACUUUUCUACCUCAGCAUAACCGGCAGAAACUCCUGGAAUACAUUUUAAGCUUUGUUGUGCUAUAGAAGAAUGGCCGCACCUUUGCCUAGAGAGAAAAAUACAGGGGCUGGGGAGGGGGGUGGAGGGGGGAGUGUGAGGCCAGCAUCGUCUCCAGGAUUUCACUGGCCCAACAGUUUGAGGUGCCAUUGUGUGGUAGGACCUUAUCUGACUGCAUCCACUGGAAGACAAGUGCCUUCUUCCCUCCAUGGAUUUGUGAUAAUCCUCAUUCUGCGGUAAUAUAAUAACCUACAGUUAACACUUGGAUUUAGCCUCAAUUUGCAGAUGGAAAUCAGUAGACUGAACAAUGAAAUCUCAGUAAAUUAUUUUGAAUUUUGUUGAAUAGCUUCAUUUUAAAUAACUGCUUUUAAGGUCUAAUUACUGUGACUUUUGCAAAAAUGUAGUGAUAAGCAAAAGCCCCAAGCUUGUUUAGCAAACUUAGUACUUUCAGCAAAUCCAUCAGGAUUUUAGUGCUUUUAAAAAUAAGUUAAUCAUCCAAUUCACUGACCUUUUUACUACCUUUUAAAAACCAGAGUAAUAUUAUUUUUCACAUAUGCACCUUUCAUUCAAAAGCUCUUUAAAAAUUGAAUGGGCUAAUGCAAAUUGUUGCUUGGGAUCAAUGUUGUUUUCUUUGGCGUCUGCUAUAGAAGCUGUUUUAGAGCUGCAUGAAACGAAAUAAUAGCUUAGGUCAAGAAAUUAAAAUCAAUAUAAAUAAUAUAGCAGGGAAUAAAUCAAGUAGGCAGAGUUCAAAAGAAGCUGGCCAAGUAUCUUUCACUUUUGCAAAAAGUGCCAUUGAGUUUUUAUUGACCACAGUAUACAACUGAUUAUUCAGGUAGUGUUCAGGACCUCCUGUUUUAUAUCCUCCUUCACAAGGUAUGCACCUUUCACAGCAUUGUGUCUCUGCUUCUUUCCGAAGUAUGAAGGAAAUUGCCACCUUCUGGAUUGUCCAGAACUGAUUUAUUUCUGUAGCAUCCGGGUGCUUUUUGGAAAGCUCCCACCCAGCCAUGGAUUUAGCUUAACUUGGCUUCUCUUCAGGUGAUAAGAUCUGAGUCUGUGGUGCUGUGGCUGGAGGGCCACUGCUUUGUCACUGCUUUUGAAGUCAUUGUGUGGGGGACAACAUUUAGCUUUGUGAAAAGUCUGUGGUUCUUCCAAAUUACAGGAAAAUUACAUGCCAAAACCCAUCAUGUUCAAUUGUUACUGAGACUACACAGUGGCAAAUAAUUAUGAAAGGUUGUCUGUUUAUAAUGGGCAUGUGCCAUUUUGUCCGCUGACAGCAUAAUUGUAUGUUAAUUGCACUAAUAUUGAUGUUCCCUUAAGGAUAAUGUGACAUUAUAAUGUUUUGUAAUGGCCUUCUGCUCAUUAUCUUCAUGCUAUUAUGAAAUUAAGAGUUUUCCCCCAAUGAAUGUAAUUAAAUCUAAUGUAAAAUUACUAAGACUUGUUAAUACUGACAACUUUGAUUUUAAAUACUAUUUAAUAGUAUCUCUUGAAAGAUCAGGGAUUUUUGGAUACAUGUUAUUAACUGGCAUUGCACAAAAAUUUUCACUUAAAAUGCCCAGCAAUGAUGCUGUAAUCUUGUAAUCUUUCUUUUUUUUUUGGGGGGGUGAGACAAUUGGGGUUAAGUGACUUGCCCCCCAAGGUCACACAGCUAGUUAAGUGUCAAGUGUCUAAGGCCGGAUUUGAACUCAGGUUCUCCUGAAUCCAGGACUGGUGCUUUAUCUACUGCACCACCUAGCUGCCCUGUAAUCCUUCUUAAGAGUAAAAUUGCAGGUUAAAUCACGACUUAAUCUUUAAUAAUGCUCUCUGGAAAACUAAGCAAAUGAUGAUUUUGAUAGUAAACUAAUCUGAAGUGUCUGCACUUCCUUUUGGUCCCCUUGUGUUCUAAAUCACUGUUGGAGGGGGCAGCAUGAUGAUGAAAUUCAUAUUUUAACAUUCUAGUUUAUCAGCCAGGCUAGCAAGGAAUGAACACAUGUACAUUAGGUAGGACACUACUUAAAUACUUAAGGGAACUUCCUUUUGUUCAUAGUUUUGCUUUAUCAUGGAAAGCAGACCUUUUUAUUUUUUAUUUUUUUAAAUCUAUCUUAGAGGAUUUGGGUAAAUCCAGCAAAUUUCACCCUUUUUUUAAUUCCCCAAAUUUCAAUCCAAGACUUUCCCAGCUCUGUUGUACUUUGCUAAUAAGCUGAUAUGGGAAGGUCCACUGCACAAUCACUUUAGCAAGGAUCUGCUCUAUACAACCUGAGCCUGGGUUUUUUUGUUUGUUUGUUUGUUUUGUUUCUUGUUGGUACUUUUGGAUCCUACCCUUCCAUAUCUUUUCUAAAAGUCCUGUCAGAUGCUUUGGAAAGUGCAGAGAAUGAUCUUACCACUUAACUAACUCACUGUGAGCAUAAAUAAAUAUGCAUGCUUUUUGUUAUUAACAGGUGCUUUGAAAACUUUUUUUAAGGAAGAAAAAUCUCAACCAAAGUUACACUAAUUCAGAGAUUCUGACACCAGAGAUAGUUUAGAAUAAUGCACUAUUCAUUGCCUCAGUUACUGGAAUACAUUUAGUUAAUUUGUAGUGAAACUGCAAAAGACAGAGCUCCAUCCCACUUGACUAUAGCCAAAGCAUACUCUUUGCUAACAGAGAUUUUUUCUGUGUAAUAUUUUCUUAAAGCUGGUGGCUUCCAUUUAACGCUAAACAAACUAGGUGCUUGUAAAUACUUUGUUAUGGUUUACUAUACCGCAUGCGCUUAUGUCAAUCCCAAGUGCAUGUUCUCUAGGGGAAGACUGUGAACAAAGGACAGACCAAGCAAUAUGAAACUUCACUCUUCUUAAUGACAAUGUCCUGUGUAAUUCAGACUAGCAGGGAAAGAAGCACUUCUUUCUCUCUUAAAAAAAACAAAACCCAACAGAAUGAAAUCUGUUGAACUAGAACAGAAGGUACUUUAUAGGUGUGAGAAGGAAGGAGUUGAGAUGCGUGAGGAGAAUACUAUCUAAAUCUUGAUUACUGUGAAUUUAGAUUAUGAGCAGUUUGGAAAAGAUUUAAUGUAUAUUUUAGACACUUUAAAAGAUCAGUGAUAAAAGAUGAAAUCACACUGAAACAAAAGGUAACUUGCAUGUUUUUUGUGAUCAUGUUGCAUAUAAUGGGUGUUAUUAUGUGAGCGUGUGUAUUCGUGUGUAUAUAUGUGCAUAUACACACACAUCUGCACACUUUUAUAUUUCCCCUGGAGCUAAGAAGCACAGAAAACUAUUGAGAUGGUGGGUUGCUAAAGAGAGAAGCCUUUCUUUUGGAGGGUUAGCCUCAAGUCUGGUUCAUCUGAAAGAUCUUGGAUCUCUAUAGAAAGUAAAAGAGCUGUUGUUUUGAUUUGGGGUAAAUGGAUUUAUUCAUGAUAAGGACCUAGAAGUCAAUAUUGGCAUGGCUGAAUGCAGAUUGAUGUGAACAAGUAGUUCUAGAAUUGAGAUAGGAUGGAACCUGUCCAUUGAUUUUUGCUGAUUCUAGUUCGGAAAAGUUAGAAUGUAAAAAUCAAUUUUUUGGUUCUUUUUAGGAACUGGAGACUUGGUACCUUGCAUUUUAGUUUAAUAGAAACUAAUGAUUACAUUUUGAAAGAGAAAUUUUUGAUCUUGUUCUAAUAUCCUGAACUCUGAAAUGCCUUGAUGGCAGUUUUUAAACUACUUGCCUGUUUCUGUAUAUAAAAACAAAUUAAUAUUGUAAAAAAUAUUGAUAGAAAAUGUUGUAAAAAUAACUGUGAGUCUGUGAACUAAACUAGUUUGGAAAUGUUAGCUAAUUUCUAUGCCUGUUAAAUGUCAUGUCAAAAGCACAGAAAUGUAGUUUUAUUAUAAUAAAUUACAAAAUCACAAUG
Dromiciops gliroides (monito del monte) is the source of this 6646-nucleotide messenger RNA. It is a transcript of the gene GPAM, whose product is annotated as glycerol-3-phosphate acyltransferase, mitochondrial. Gene Ontology annotation, cellular component: plasma membrane; mitochondrial membrane. The transcript is spliced from 22 exons. The coding region runs from base 350 to 2842 and encodes 830 amino acids. Gene Ontology annotation, molecular function: glycerol-3-phosphate O-acyltransferase activity. Gene Ontology annotation, biological process: phospholipid biosynthetic process. The record is from RefSeq and is a predicted model, not a curated record. Lineage: Eukaryota; Metazoa; Chordata; Mammalia; Microbiotheria; Microbiotheriidae.